Molecule: messenger RNA, 2388 nt
Organism: Mercurialis annua (annual mercury)
Lineage: Eukaryota; Viridiplantae; Streptophyta; Magnoliopsida; Malpighiales; Euphorbiaceae
Product: protein PSK SIMULATOR 2
Exons: 11
Coding region: 367-2232 (621 amino acids)
Biological process (GO): positive regulation of growth
Source: RefSeq, a predicted model, not a curated record
CAAUCCAUUGAGUUUCCUUCUUCCUUUGGCAAUUCUCCAAAUUCAAUAAAUCAAACCAAAUCUUUUUCCUCAGUCAAAAAUUCCUUUCUCUCCGCGAGAUUUCCAUUGCUGCCAAACCAGAAACGCGUUUUUUUUCCCUAUAUUCACCACCGGCAAUCUCCUCCAAUUUAACAAACAGUAACAAGUACUUUUCUUGCCACUCUAUCUACUCUUAUAUUUUGUUAUAGUUAUCUGUAAUAUAUACAAUCAACUGAGUGUUUUAAUCAAUCCCGGUUCUUGAUUCUGCGUGUGGACAGUUUGUCAUUCGUAAGCUGCGUGUUCUUGAUUUAGGUUCAUAUUUUGAAAUUUUGUUUACGGAAGAAGAAGAUGGGAGCUGUUUGUCCUGGAGGAACGAAAUCCAAGCCAAAACAUGUGAAUAAGGUUGGAGAUGGAGAGAAUAAUAAGACAGCAGGAUUUUCAGGAAAACUGAAGUCAAUAAAAAGCUUUACCAAAAAGAAACAGAAUUCUCCUUCAAAUAAUAUUACUACUACUGGCACUGCAGCCAAUAAAGAUGAGUAUGAUGAUGGCUUUGGCGAAACGCUGACGCGGAGCAGGUAUAAUUCUGGUGAGCUGUUGAACUUCUCAAGAGAACUCAAGCCUUCAGCUCCGGCGAGGGGCGGAAUUGUUAAGGAUAUCCAUAAGAGUUCAUUUAUAGAAAAAGCUGGUGCAGUGAGCCUGGAGAAAGCAGUUGAAGUUCUAGACACUCUUGGAAGUAGCAUGUCAAAUUUGAAUGCCCGAGGCGGCUUUGUCUCUGGCAUGGCUUCCAGAGGGCAUGCAAUAUCCAUAUUGGCAUUUGAAGUUGCAAAUACAAUUGCCAAAGGUGCAAACUUAUUUCAAUCACUUUCCGAUGAAAAUGUCAAAAUCCUGAAAAAGGAGAUAUUACAUUCAAAAGGCGUACGACAAUUAGUUUCGACAGAUAUGAAAGAAUUGCUAUGUAUUGCAGCUUCUGACAAAAGAGAGGAAUUGGAUGUAUUUGCCAAAGAAGUAAUUCGAUUUGGAGAUCGAUGCAAAGAUCCACAGUGGCACAACCUUAGCCGAUUUUUUUCAAAAUUAGAUUCAGAAUAUUCCACUUAUACACAGUCUAAAGAAGAGUCAGAAAUGACAAUGCAGGAAUUGACUACUCUAGCCCAUCAUACUUCUGAACUAUACCAUGAGUUGAAUGGUCUGGACAGAUUUGAGCAGGAUUUUAAGCAGAAGCUAGAAGAAGCUGCCUCCUUGCAUCUCCCCAAAAAAGGAGAGAGUCUCUACAUUUUGCAACGUGAGAUAAAAGAACAAAGGAAGCUUGUAAGGAGCUUGAGAAGGAAAUCUCUAUGGUCUAAAAGUUUAGAAGAGGUCAUGGAGAAGUUCGUCGAUGUUGUUACCUACUUGCACCAAAGAAUAAUAGAUGCAUUUGGAAAUAAUGGCGCUGGAUUGGCUAGUGAGAGGCCAGGAAAGAAAUCUCAAAGGCUCGGCGCAGCUGGUCUUGCACUGCACUAUGCCAAUGUUGUGCACCAAAUUGAUAACAUUGCAUCUCGACCAACCUCCCUUCCACCUAAUACAAGAGACAGCUUUUAUCAUGGAUUGCCAUUGUAUGUCAAGACAGCUAUGCGGUCCCGACUGCAAAUGAUUGAUGAUAAGGAAGAGCUCACAGUAACUCAGGCGAAAGCUGAAAUGGAAAAGAUUCUUCAUUGGCUGGUACCUGUUGCCACCAGCACUACCAAAGCACAUCAAGGUUUUGGAUGGGUCGGAGAGUGGGCGAAUGUAACCACACAGAAUAACCUGAUCCGCCUUCAAACGCUUUAUCAUGCUGAUAUUCGAAAGACUGAUGAGUAUAUCCUUGAAUUAGUAAUGUGGCUUCAUCGUUUAAUCAACUUAGUAAGACAUAGAGAUCAUGAAUUACGAGCUACACCUUUCCGAUCACCAACUCGUAAGGGACUGGUUUUCCUCACCAAGAUGCAACGGCAUUUUUCUAUUAACCAUUACAGCAUUCAACUUUCUGAAGAAGAUAGAGAUAUAUUGAACAGGGUGUGCAAACGGAGAUUGGUUCCCGGAAUAAGCAAGAGUCAAGAAUUCUCUGUAGCUAAGAAAAAAGGAAAACUCUGGGCUUUGAACAGAAGCACUGGAAGCUCUCCAGUUAGGGAGGUUAAGAGCAGACAAAACUUGGAUCCUCGGAAUAUGUUGGAUGUUAUGGAUGGCUUGCAUUUCACAUUAUGAGAUUUUAUAAUCUAGUCCCCGUUAGGCCGUUACUUUAGGAAUUUGGCUUUUCUUUGUGAAUUAUAUUUUUUUAUGUAUAUUCAUUCUUAUCAUAUUUGCAUAUUCAUUUUUGAAUUAUACAAGUGAUUUAUAGUGUGAUAUAAAUGUGUUUAUUAA